AUGAAAUUUGAUUAAGAGAAAACAGAUGAAAUAAAGCUUAAUCCAAGAUAUUAAAAUCUUUUAAAAUGGGGAUUAGAUAAUGGUGUUAUCAUCAAGGAUGUAGAUAUGCCAGCGGCCUUUGGAGAACUCACUGGUGUUGUUGCUACUAAGGAUAUUCCUGCUAAUACAGUAUUAUGUUUUUUAUUAUAAAUUUAAGGCAAUUAUCUGUGUACCUUAACCAUUGAUCAUAUCAUAAGAAAAAUGCAAACUAAGUUCAUUAUCCAUUGUCUACGAUAAACAUCCUGAAUUAUUUGAUGAAAAUGAGACAUCAGAUGCUGAAUUUAAUAUCUUAAGUAAUUAUUUUACAUUAGAUGCUUAGUUUUUUAUUUGUUUAAUGAAAAAAAGAAAGGUGAAAAAUCAUUCUAUCAUCCAUAUGUUUAAGCUAUACAAUCUAAUAAUACUUUAAUUGAUUGGACAAAAGAAGAACUAAAUUAUAUUGAAGAUCCUAUAAUAUUAGAUGAAUUUGCUAUAGUACGUGAAGAUUUAAAAGAAUUAUGGAAUUAAGCAAAAGAUAUAUUUAAUGAAUUUAUUUAAAUUUUUGGAGAAACAAGACCAACAGACAAAGAAGAUUUUUAUUGGGCUGCAUAAAGUGUAAUGAGUAGAUGUUUUGGAUGGUCAUUAAAAUCAACUAGUAUGAUUCCUAUUGCUGAUUUUCUUAAUCAUUCCAAUAAGGCAUGUACUCAUUAUUUGGUUCAUUCUAAAAUUGAGAAGCUUGAAUAAGAAAAACUUUAAGCUAAAAAAGAUGGUGGAAAUGAAUAAAAUAAUGAUAGUGAUGAAGAUUCUUUUAUGUAGAUAGUGCAUGAUUAAUAUAAAUUAAAGGGAAAUAAAAUAAAUUUAAAUGUUCUUAAUAUAAAAUAAGAUGAAUCUUAACUUAAAAAAUUUAUUGAUCCAAAAAAUACAUACAUUUUAUAACAUUAACAAUAUCUUACUGAAAAUUAAUUGAAAGAUAUAGAUAAUUUGGAUAAUAUAUCAAAUGCUGAUAAGAGAGCCAUGAUUAAUUGGAUUAAUUAUGAAUAAAUGAUUUAAAAUUCUCAAGUAAAUCUUUGGGAUUUAGGAUUUGUUACUUCUUCAGAUAGUGAAGAUAAUGAUUCUGAUGAAGAUGUUGAAGUAGCUAGAAACAAACAAUUUGAAACUUUGAAAAUAAAAGAAUUAUCUGAUUGGAAACUUAAAUUUGAAGAAAAGAAACAAUAGAAAAAUUAGAGAAAAGAAAAAAAUGAAUAAGAAAUUAAAAAAGAAUAAUAAAUAGAAUAAUCAAUAGAAUAACCAAUAGUUGAAUAAAAUUAAGAAGUAGAUAAAGAAUAAAGUGAUGGAGAAUUAAAAAGCCAAACAGAUAAUGAAAGCAUUUUGACUAUUUGUCUAAAUAAUGGUAUUAUUUUUUGAGCAUAAUGCUAGAAAAGAAAAAUUUAGUAACCAUCAAAGGUUUGCCUCCAUAAUAGAUCUAGGCUUUAAAAUAGAGAUAAUAAUAGAUGUUGGAGGUUCAACAAUAGAAAUAAUAGAUUUAAUCAUUCAUUUAGGAAUAAAAAUAAUAGUAGAAUAAAGACAAUGAAAGUGAUAGUAGUGAAGAAUCAAAAUGGGAUUGGCUUGAAGAAAAUGACAAAGAUGUCUAUUUUUGUAUCACAACUACAGAGCCAAUAAAGAAACAUGAAUAAGUGACUGUGUCUUAUGGAAGAAGAACCAAUAGAUUCUUACUUAGCUGGUAUGGAUUUACUUUACCUGAAAAUAAAUACAGUUCUUUUAAUUUUAGGGUAAGAAGUUGAUUCUAAAAAAAGUUAUGGCUCAAUACAGAAAUAUGUAAAGAAAAGAUAUUAAGUCAGAAAUAGAUUUUUGAUACAAUUACCAUCAAUAAGUUGAUUAGUCCAGAAGAAUGGGAUUCAGGUAAAAUUAAAUUUAAUGGUAAUGAAAUUCCUAUUUCAUCAAUUACAAAGGAAUUUAGAAUCAAAAAGAAUAAACUUAAUAUGGAUUUACUUAUGUAUUUAAGAUUGUAUCUCAUGCUUUAUCAAGUUUAAAUCAAAGAUGUAUUAAUCACUAUACCAGUAUCAGUUGAUUAUGAAGUAUUUGUGAUGCAAUUUUGUAUAUAAUUGUUACAACAUUAUCUAAAUUCUUAUUCUUAAGAAUUGGCUUAAGAUAUUAAAGAAUUAGAAACCUAAAUAUCAUUCUCAAGAAGAUUUGCAGUACAAAUUAUCAUUAUUAAUUAUAGCUUCAUAUUAAUAAGGAACGUAAAGAGAUACUUAUCAAUUAGAUUAUGAUACUAUUAGAUGCCAUUAUUAUAUUAAAAAAAUACAAAGAAAGUAAUGAUUUGAAAUAGUCUUAUAUAUCAGAGAUUCACAAUAAUGUGUAUUAUAAGAUGGAAAUUUUAAGAGGAUUAAAAGUGUAUCUCAAAUCAAUUCAAGAAUUUCUAUGAUUAAUUAUGAGUUUAAUCAUUUAUAUAUAAUUAUUUUUACAUUCAAAUGUUUUUUACUUAGAAACUUGUCAAGUUUGUUAUAUUACCUUACAAAAAUGGUAUCCAUAAGAUUAAAAGAUAUAGCUCUUCCAAUUAAAUUCAAUUUAUAAAUUGGAGCAAAUAUGAUUGGUAAUACACAGGAACAUGAAAUCUGUAUAAACAAUAAAUAAAUUGUGAAUAAUCAUUGUUGUGUUAUAUUGAAUGAAGAUGAAAUAGAACUUAUUGUUUUAGAUGGUCCAGUCUUUUAUAAGAAUGAAGAUGGACAAUUUGAAUAAUUGGCCAAGGAUUCUAUUCUUAGGUACAAUUAUUCCUUAUAUAAGUUUAAAUAUUGAAUGCGCCGAUUUUUCAAUUAGAUUAGGUUAAUGUAUAGAAGCUAAAGUUUAAGUGGUUAAUGGAACAUAACAUCAUUAUCUUCCAAGAAAAUAGCCAUAAAAGGAAAUAAAAUAAUUUAAUUUACAAGAACGACUAUCUACAAUAGAGGUGAAAAUUGUUGAGAGUCUAUAUACAUCUCAAUAAAGUGAAUUAGAACAAUUAUAAUAAGGUUAAGAAUAAGAGUAAAAUAAUAUAGAUGAUAUUAAUUCAAUUUCAAUUAUUUAAUAGCAAACAAAUAAUUUAGAACAACAACAAUAGAAUAUUUAGAAAUCAAAUUUUUAAUAAAUAAAAUAAAAUGAAAUCAAUUAAAAAACAGAUAUAUUAUAAUUAAAUGAUUAUGAAUAAUAGACUGAGAUGUUAUCUAAUGGAACUCCUGAUUUUAAUAACAAUUAAAAGGAUUUAAAAAAAAUACAAAAUAAUACAUCUAAUUUAGAUUACUUAAUUAUACCUUAACGAAAAGAUAGAGAAAGUUCUCCAAAAAAAAAAAGUAAUCAUAAGUUGAUGAAAGAAAUUAAAAAAGAAAGUUAUAGAAUGAGUUAAAGAAAGUGUAAUAGAUGGAAAUUUUGUAUAGCAUUUUCAGGAUUUCAUCCAAGUAGAGAUGAAUAAUAGUUUUUAUUACUUUAGAAUAUUCAAAUAUGUUUAGAAGAUUAUAAUUUUAAUAUGUUAAUUAUGGAAGAUAAUGUUGAAUUGAGAUCAAUUAAAUUAUUAAUUGCUUUAGCUAAAGGAAUACCUAUUAUUUCUAGGAAUUGGUUAACUAGAUCAAUAAAUUAAUAUGAAAUACUUGAUCAUAAUUAAUAUUAGGUUCAAUUUUCUAAUGAAUUUUGUAGAGAAUAUAAUUUUGAUUUUAAAUAAUAUUAAAAAAGACUCUAAAAAUGGUAAGCAUGAAAUAUAAUACUAUUAGUAAAGAAGCCAAAAUAUUCCCUUUAAAAGGUGUGACAAUAUUUGUUCCAAAAAGAAUGAUUUAUCAUAUUGAACAUUUCGAAUUAGAAUAUUUGGUAGAAUCAUUAGGUGGGAAAUUAGUGCAUUAAAUACAUGAUGAUGGAGAAGCAUAAAUUUAUAUGCUAAUACCUAAAGAUCAAACCAAAAUUAUAGGAUAUGAUAAAUAUUAAUAGAGUCCUAUUGAAUGCUUAUUCAAGAGUGCAUUAAAAUUUAAAAAUCUCCUUUGA
Paramecium pentaurelia is the source of this 4017-nucleotide messenger RNA. Lineage: Eukaryota; Ciliophora; Oligohymenophorea; Peniculida; Parameciidae. The record is from the annotation of a GenBank genome assembly.